CAUGCCUCGGUCUCUCUCAGCUGGGCGUUUAUACAUACCGAAAGAAAUUUCCCCACAUCUUCCAAGGUCUUCUCUUCCGAGCUCCCAGCCUACCUGCCGAAAGAAAAUUCCCCAAGUUCUAUUUUGUCUGGGCAAGAGCGACAUGGCGGCCGCCACCGGCUACGGUGACGCCCCGACCGACGAGCAGCUGCUCGCGUACGCUGAGCUACCCAGACAAGGCCGCUACAUGGCAGAGGUGUUCGCCGUGCGCAUCCCCGCCACCGCCGGAGCAGACCCGCCCAGCGGCACCAUCUCUUUCCACGGCGGCCACUGCAGCAGCGACUUCAUUUACAGCCCGGAAGAAGAACACGCCUCGCAGCAAACCAGCUGCGACAGCCAGGGUAACAUCGUGCUCACUGGGCCAUCGGUGGCCACCUCGGCAUACAGUCCAAUUGUCUUCAGCCUCGACCUCCAUGACGGACAAGCCGACGAGGAGGAGGAAGAGAACACCGCGAGGAUAGUCUGCGACACCAUUGGCGGCGACUUCUCUAACUACAACAGGGCCAUAUCGGAGACUGUCCGCACAGGCUACGGCCCCGCGGAGGUGAUAUACGCCGUCCUAAGCAAUGGCAUCCAAGGCCGGGUCGACGUGAAGCUUUCUCGCCUGCAGUCCCGAGACGAAGAGGUUCUCGUCGGCAGGAUCGUUGCUCGCAGCAAGCUGUUCGACGUCGGUUGCGUGCUCUUCUACAAGGAGGCCGCUAACAAGCAGGGAGUGCACGUGCGACCCGGGGAGCCGGUUCCGUUGGCGAGGCAUGCACUCGCCUUGCCGCUGCACAUGCCGCUGACGAUUGAGCUUGACCUUCGUCGCGGUGGAUCCGGAGAUGAAAUUGUUAGAGGCAAGCUUGAGUUCAAAACUGCCAUCGACGGCCUGCAUACGGAACGUCUUGUUGGUGUCAAUGGUGCUGAAUUCGAGGUGACAAUCUCAUGGUCGGACUAUCCUUGGUAGACAUCCAUGUGAACUUAUCAACUACAAAUACUAUGGAACUCCGUACGAGUUCAAAAAUAAGUGUCGUUUCUUCUUGACACAUACUGAUUUGGAUUUUCUAAUAUAAUUGUAAUGAAUAAAGGGUAACAUACUUCCCUCGUUUUUAUUUA
Messenger RNA from Hordeum vulgare subsp. vulgare (domesticated barley), 1134 nucleotides. RefSeq names its product 60 kDa jasmonate-induced protein-like. The record is from RefSeq and is a predicted model, not a curated record. The transcript is spliced from 2 exons. The coding region runs from base 2 to 985 and encodes 327 amino acids. Lineage: Eukaryota; Viridiplantae; Streptophyta; Magnoliopsida; Poales; Poaceae.